Argiope bruennichi is the source of this 1883-nucleotide messenger RNA. It is a transcript of the gene alien, whose product is annotated as COP9 signalosome complex subunit 2. Gene Ontology annotation, molecular function: protein binding. The coding region runs from base 59 to 1393 and encodes 444 amino acids. Gene Ontology annotation, cellular component: COP9 signalosome. The transcript has 13 exons. The record is from RefSeq and is a predicted model, not a curated record. Lineage: Eukaryota; Metazoa; Arthropoda; Arachnida; Araneae; Araneidae. Gene Ontology annotation, biological process: protein deneddylation.
AUCUUCCCGGCUUUUGUUUAUAAUUUUCAGAUUGGCAACUAAUCACACAGGCAUCAACAUGUCGGACGCUGAAGAUGAUUUUAUGUGUGAUGAUGAAGAGGAUUAUGAUUUAGAAUAUUCUGAGGACAGUAACUCAGAACCUGAUGUUGAUUUGGAAAAUCAGUAUUAUAAUUCAAAGUCAUUGAAAGAAGAUGAUCCAAAAGCAGCCCUUAAUAGCUUUCAAAAGGUAUUGGAUUUGGAAGGAGGUGAAAAAGGAGAAUGGGGCUUCAAAGCUCUCAAACAGAUGAUUAAAAUAAAUUUCAAAAUGAGUAAAUAUGGAGAAAUGAUGAACAGAUAUAAGCAGUUACUAACUUAUAUCAAAAGUGCUGUUACUAGAAACUACUCAGAGAAAUCUAUUAAUUCCAUAUUGGAUUACAUUUCUACAUCAAAACAGAUGGAACUUCUGCAAGAAUUCUAUGAAACUACCCUAGAAGCCCUAAAAGAUGCAAAAAAUGAUAGACUUUGGUUUAAGACCAAUACGAAACUUGGAAAAUUGUACUUUGAUCGCGGUGAAUACACUAAAUUAGCAAAGAUUUUGAAACAACUUCAUCAAUCUUGUCAAACUGAUGAUGGAUCUGACGAUUUAAAAAAAGGAACUCAGUUACUAGAAAUCUAUGCAUUAGAAAUUCAGAUGUACACAGCGCAGAAAAACAACAAAAAAUUAAAAAAAUUGUAUGAACAGUCUCUUCACAUAAAGUCUGCGAUUCCUCAUCCUUUGAUUAUGGGUGUUAUAAGAGAAUGUGGUGGCAAAAUGCACUUACGUGAAGGUGAAUAUGAAAAGGCACAUACAGACUUUUUCGAAGCAUUUAAGAAUUAUGAUGAAUCUGGAAGUCCUAGGCGGACAACAUGUUUAAAAUAUUUAGUUCUUGCAAAUAUGCUUAUGAAGUCAGGAAUUAACCCAUUUGAUUCUCAGGAAGCCAAACCAUACAAAAAUGAUCCAGAAAUUUUAGCUAUGACAAAUUUAGUAAGUGCAUACCAAAAUAAUGACAUAAAUGAGUUUGAGAAGAUUUUGAAAAACAAUCGUAAGAAUAUAAUGGAUGAUCCUUUCAUCAGAGAACACAUAGAAGAUCUUCUUAGAAAUAUAAGAACUCAAGUACUAAUCAAGCUAAUUACGCCUUACACUAGGAUUCAUAUACCUUUCAUUUCAAAGGAAUUAAAUAUUGAUGUAACUGAAGUAGAAAAUUUAUUGGUGUCAUGUAUAUUAGAUAAUACUAUUCAGGGUCGAAUAGAUCAAGAAAAUCAAGUUCUCAAACUGGACAAGAAAACACUGGGUGCUGCUAGGUACAAUGCAUUAGAUAAAUGGACUGGUCAACUAUCAACUCUACAUAAAACUAUUGUUAAUAAAAUGGCAUAGCAAGAGCAUAAUUCUUUACAAAAUAUGCUUGGUCUAUAGCUAUUUUAGCUUAAGAUCAAUGCUAAGCACUCUGUGAUUGACUGAAUUAACCCUCGUCCAGUGGCGAUACAUUCACUUGCCAGAUGUUGGAUAAUGAAAGGAAAAAUAUCAGCCCGUUCCGAAUGUGCCUGUUCAAAUAAAUAAAAGUAUGUGAAUGUGGAUGUAUAAUUAUGAAGGGCUUCAUUUUCCCAUCUAACCAUGACUUUUUCAUACCAAAAAGUUCAUCAUAAUAGAUUGUUUUAUUUCAUUAAUCUAUUUCAGUGUAAAGUGUGCUGUCAAAUUUCAACUGCUAGCUGUAAUUUGUUAUCAGUGCUCAUCCAAGUAAAUAGGGUUAAAAAAAUUAAAUGUAAUAUACUAUUUUCUGUUGUAACUUUUGAUUGUAUGCUAUUUGGUUAUACUAACAAAUUUUCAUAAUUAUUGUGCAACACUCUUCAAAGUUAAAAUUGCUUUA